AUGAGCCAGUUUUUUAAGCUGCUGCCUUUCCUCGCCUCCUGCAUGGCGUAUUUCAUCCUCUGGCUCCCUGAGCCCAGCAUUGGGGGCACCAUCCUCAAGUGCCUGCCGACCCUUUGCCUGAAGCUCUUUGUGGCCACAAAUUCCUACAGCGCAGGUGCCUGGACACCGUACACCCGGCGAAUAUUUCAAGGCCUGCUGCUCUCGGCAGUGGGAGAUGCCUGUCUGGUGUGGCCGAACACUUUUCUUGCAGGACUGGCCGCCUUCGCUGGAUGCCACGCGUGCUACAUCCUGGCCUUCGGCCUGCGCCCCUUGCGGCCCCUCACCUUGCUCGCCGUGGGCGGGGCGGUCGCCGCCGCCUACACCUUCCUGCUGCUGCCCUGCCUGAAGGGCCUGUACGUCUGGGCCGCGGCCGCCUACACGGGCCUGCUGGGCGUCAUGGCCUGGCGCGCCUUGGCCCGCCGCGCAAGAUGGCCGGCCGCCGCCGCGGGCAGCCUCUUCUUCGUGGCGUCCGACCUCUUCGUCGGCCUCGACAAGUUCUGCUCCAACGUGGCGCACGCGCGCGCCCUCAUCAUGAGCACUUACUACACGGCCCAGCUCUUGAUCACCUUCUCGGCGGCCUCCCAGAGAACCUCCCGCAAGGAGAGCUGA
Molecule: messenger RNA, 648 nt
Organism: Varanus komodoensis (Komodo dragon)
Lineage: Eukaryota; Metazoa; Chordata; Lepidosauria; Squamata; Varanidae
Gene: TMEM86B
Product: transmembrane protein 86B
Exons: 2
Coding region: 1-648 (215 amino acids)
Cellular component (GO): membrane
Source: RefSeq, a predicted model, not a curated record